AGUCACAUUGAUUGCAACGGAAUUGGAAUAAUUGGAUUUCAGCGAGGCGUCUCAGUCCAAUCCUGAUCAAAAUUACCAAACAAUUCGAUUUUACGAUUAACAUUUUCAGCGAUCCUCUUCGGAUCGCCGUUGACAACGAUGGACUGUUUCUAUCUGUGUGUAUUUUUAGGAAUUUUAGGCAAUGUUAUCUCAAGUCCUACAGAAAAUAAGACAGAGAUCACUACAGAAAAGGCUGUGGAAGUUAAACGUGUUAAUAAAACGGCAGUCAAUGUUACUGAGCCUGAAGAAAUCGCGGACGAAGGAUGGGAGUUCGAAAACAAAACGCAAGUAGACUACAGAAGGAUCCUUUACAGCAGAACUGUUGGAAAAGGAAAACGACCAUACAUGGUAUAUCUACAACUGACAAAAGAAUCAGCGAAAGCCCACAAAUACCGUGGUUGGCUGUGUGGAGGUGUGGUCGUGGACCAGUGGUACGUGCUCACGUCGGCUGCUUGCGUGGAAGACGCAGAUCACUUCUAUAUUGUGUCCGGAACCUCUAAAUUCGUCGACAGCUUCGACUAUAAGGAGGAUCACUGCGUCUGCAAGCAUAGGCGAAGGGUCGUCUGGAAAUGUAUUCCUAAAAAUUACAAAUUCGACUUCCAAGACAGUAUAAAAUGGUCUUCCAACGACAUAGCCAUAGUAAAGGUGGACAAGCCGUUCAAGUUAAAGGUUUGCGAGAAAGGUUGUGAGUUUGCUGUGGACCGCAUCUGCUACAACAACGUGAGCAGGGAGCUGGAGAAGCCAGGGACCAAGGGCUACAUUGCUGGCUGGGGCAGUGGUAACACCUUCAGAGAGGGCGUCUAUCGUCGGCAAAAGGAGGGAGAUACUACGAAUAGACCAGCGAAUGCCAAAAAUCUACAAGAGGCGAAAGUGUGCAUCAUGGAUAACGAGCAGUGCGCUAAGAAGUGGGCCCAGCGGUUCAGGAGCAUCAUCACUCAAUACAUGAUCUGCACCAAGGACGUCAUGAAGAGGCUCAGUGAAGUCUGCGAGAAGAAGUAUGCCAAUUGCACGGAUGUCGACGACGGCAGUAGCCGACGGGACCUGGAUCCAGAUGUGAAUGCCAACAGCAUUUCUCUGGAUCUGGGCAGACAUCUACGAGAUCCCGAUGACUACACUGCCAGGCGGUCUCUCAUGCAAGGAGGAUUUUGCGAGAACGACCACGGCGGCCCACUGAUAGUCAAGUACCAAGGCAGAGAGAGAGUAGUUGGCAUCAUCUCGGCUUGCAAGAUCGACCCUAAGACUCACAGCUGCCACGGGCCCUUCUUGUACACGUCUGUGUAUAGAAACCGGCAGUUCAUAGCUUGCUCCAUUCAUAAGGAGAUUGAUAGUGAGAAUUGCAGAAGAGUGUUCCGUACAGGCAUCACCCAUGAAGAAUACUCCGUGGACUGGGAAGGAGUAGAAGAAGAUGACGAGCCGCAAGCGCGAGCAAGCGAAGAAAAGAGCAUAUUGAGAGUAAAAACAGACAACACAACAGAAACACAUAAAGAAGAAAAAAAAGAAAAGGAACCAAACAAAACCGAGUUAGUUCCAGAGGUACCCAAGGAGAAAGAGAAAAAAGAUAAAGAAGAACCGAAAGUGAAGAAGGAAAAGAAAAAGGUUAAGAGACAGGGUAGCAGUGGGAAAGACAAAGCUGAGGUAUUCUACGAGUCCAGUCGAGAGGAAGAUGUCAAUGAACCUGAACGGGAUGAGUAGGUAGAUGAAUAGUAAGUCUCAUGAUGUAUGAAAAUAUAUGUUAUUGUCUAGAA
This is a messenger RNA of Plodia interpunctella (Indianmeal moth), 1784 nucleotides long. RefSeq lists its product as uncharacterized. Gene Ontology annotation, biological process: proteolysis. Gene Ontology annotation, molecular function: serine-type endopeptidase activity. The record is from RefSeq and is a predicted model, not a curated record. The transcript has 11 exons. Lineage: Eukaryota; Metazoa; Arthropoda; Insecta; Lepidoptera; Pyralidae. The coding region runs from base 139 to 1731 and encodes 530 amino acids.